Molecule: messenger RNA, 2271 nt
Organism: Mya arenaria
Lineage: Eukaryota; Metazoa; Mollusca; Bivalvia; Myida; Myidae
Exons: 5
Coding region: 260-1534 (424 amino acids)
Source: RefSeq, a predicted model, not a curated record
UUUAAGGAAUAAAAUUGAAUUCUAGAGGUGUCUAAAUCAAAUUACCAAUGUUCAUUUAAUUUAAGUCAUAUCAUAUUAGGGAAACAACAAAACAAGCCUUUCAUUACUUUAGUCAUUAGAUUUUCAGUGGAUAUGUUGGAUAUAUAACAAUCAACAUAUAUUAGAUAAAAAGGUUCGAAGGUAUUGUGUAUAAAAGAUUUACUAAAGAAAUGCAAACAUAGGUAAUACAUUGAGAAAGAUCAAAAUAGAAAUAAAAGUUAUGUUACCCGGAAAUCGAACAGCGAGAAGUCGAGGUAUACGAGAAAAUGAAACACCACUUUCAUUACCCCUCGCAGACGAUUCUGAAGAGAGAGCAGUGGCUGAAGUCUAUAGAAAACAUGCAGGUUACAUAAAGCAAAAUGUCGAACUGGAUGAGAGACACCUCAACAAACUUCUUGAUGACAGGGUUAUAACACAGGGGGAGUUUGAUUGUCUUUGUAAAAAAUCAGAUAGUGAAGCACUUAAUGAACUCCUACAAGUCUUGCCAAGGAAAGGCCCAAAUGGUUUCAAGGUGUUUGUGUAUGACAUUCUGUUUGAAGACUUCCGCGCUGUUGGUGAAUUGUUGGACAGAAAGCUUUAUGAAGAAAGACAAACAAACAAAAGUGGCCACUCAACCUCCUCUGAAUCUGACCUAUCUCCAAUGUCCCCCAACAAUUCAGCAGCGUCUUCUACCAACUUUACCAUGCAGUCAACUUUGCUACGUAGACAUACCAGUGUGCCAUGCAUGAGUCAAAUCAUACAUACAAGGUCAAAUGAAGACCUUGAGAGCAAAGAAGAUGAACACCAGCAUCAGAUCAACAGAAUAUUCAGCAGACUGAGCACUCACAUCAACAACAGGCAUUCUGGAACGGGUCUGAACCAACUCUACCGUCAGACACCAGAGCCAGCCACCUUAGACAAGAUAGAAGCCCAUGUCAAUACAUUACUGAAAAGUAUUGAGGAGUGUUACAAACAAUUCAAUUUACAGCCUUGGAACACGUCUCUAAAAUCAUCAAUAAUCGAACUAAAAAUUGAGAGAGACAAAUUAUACCACAGAGCUAAUGACCACACAAGUACACUGGAAACAAAAUUGAGAAACGAAAAGGGCAAGAUUGAGAAGCUGGAAGAAAAGGUUAAAAAGCUUGAAGAGUUUAAAGCCAUCUUUGAUGAGUACACAACAGCAAGAGAAAUUGCUGAAGAACUUCGGGAGACAAGAAAAGAAAUGGAAGUCGUUACAGUUGAACUAAGAAACACAAUUGAUGAAAACAAACAGUUGUCAAGAACAGUGGAAAGGACCCAAACAGAACUGGAUAGAUACAAAACAGCUAUUAAAAGGCUGGAGAAAGAAAAUGAGGAAUUAUCUCUAAAACUGAACACUUCUACUGACUUCACUUCAAGUGACAGUCAACCCUCUAGUUUGACAGUUACCAAUGACAACAGACCAAGUACUUCAAAACCAUACCGGCCCCAAAAAGUAAAGAAGAAUCGCAAGCGCAAAAAGCACUUAGCUUUGUGAAGACAAAUACUUAUCUAUAUGACAUAGAUGGACAUAAAAAAUUAUAUGUGUUGUGCUGUAGUUUUAAUCACUAUUUUGAACUCUUUAAAGAAGAAGGGAAGUUACCCCUGGUGAUAAUCUUGUUCUAAUCAUGCUCUUGGUGUUAAUGAUUCUAACAUUGCUCUCGUUGACAUUGGUACUAACUAUGCCCUUGAUGAAAAUUUGGUGUUUACUUGUUGUAGGUUUGCCAAAUUUAGAGAAAAUCCACAGCUUUUGUCAAUGCAAGGGCCAUAACUCUGGAGUGACAUACCUGGUUAUCAAACCUGACCGAUAGAUGUUGCCUUUACACAUACAGACAAACUUUUGUGAUAAUUGGACAAAGGCUUUUAAAAUUAUAGAUCAGACAAUACUAAUUUUAGGUCAUGUCUAUAUUUCAAGGGGGAUUACUCUCGAGUGGCUUGAGGGAUAUUAUAUUUCUUUGAUAGUCAAGAUGACUUUCUGCCAGUGAUAUCAGAUCCUAUUCAAUGGCUCACUCGUCAAAUAUUGCAUGAAAUUAUGUAAUCUGUACAGAUGUAUAAUACUAAAUGUACAAUGCUGGACAUUGUCUUUAACUUAUAUAUGAUACUUCAACUCCAUGAAUUUUAUUGUGGUAAAGUCAUAGAUAACAUUGUGUAUAUAUACUUUGUGUCUAAGCAAUAUUUGUGAAUGGCAAAUUGCAAGAUAUUGACUUGUCAAUAAAACUUGAAACUGUUUAAAAA